CCGUUGCUCGCGGAUGCCGUUGGUUGGGCCGCCACUACGCCGUUUCAAAUUUCGAAGCCCCGUCCUUUCCCCCCCUUCCCAUCUCCUCCCCUUUUCCCACUGGCACGACACAGAUCCAAACCCAAGACGAGUCCAUGGACGAGCGGAGGGAGAUGGAUCCGGCGGCAAGGAGGGCGCCCACCACCAGCGGCACACCCACCGCGACGCGCGGCUCCAGCACGGUCUCCUCCUGCUCCUCCAACUCCAACCCCACCUCUGCCUCCACGGGGACGCCGCCGCCCACCAUAGUGCCGUGGGCGGGGGGUGCGGGGGACAGCCACUACUACCCGGGGUGUCGCAAGGACGCCAACUGCGCCUGCGAGAUGUGCCUCGCCAGCAUCAACGCCACGCGGGACCUCAUCCUCGCGCCCGAGGCGGCCUCCGCGCGCAGGUUCUUCGCUGGCGCCGCCGCCAGGGACCGGAGGCGCGCGCUCUUCUGCCGCGACCGCGACGCGGCGACGCCAGGGUCCGCCGUGACCGAGCCGUGGACGCCGCCGAUGCGGUCCACGGCCAAGUCCAGGCGGCACGGGCGGGCAGCGGAGGCGGCAGCCCGUGGGAGCCGCGGAAAGAGAGGCGGGUCGCACGACUGGGCGCUCUACGCGGCGACGGUUCUUGGGUUCUUGAUUCUUCUGUGGGUGGACACGGGGCUCGUUCCGGAGGCCGCGGCGAGGGGGUUCGGGCCGAGGCUGUCGCCGGAGGCCGUGGCACGGGUGGGGGCCGAAGCGCGCCUAGCGCCUGGAGGCCUGGACAAUAAACUGCGCGUCCUGGAGCGGACGGUCGGGCAGCUCGUCGGCGACGAGAGGGUCGCCAACUGCAGCUUGCAUGACUCCGUCUGGCGGCUCCACCAGGAUGAUCAGCAUGUGUUCCACUGGCGCCGAGCGAUGUACAAGUCGGCUGCGGAGGAGGUCAGCGUCUGGGGGAGCCCUCUCCGCAGCUCCGGACUCCUCCCGGCCACGCUCUCGACGCGGCACCUCACCCUCAUCGCCGGCAAGAUCACCGAGUGGUCCGACGGGAGGGUGUGGCCGACGGUGAGGACGAGCAACAGCAGCUCCUGGGGCUACCGGAGGCACAGCGCGGCAGCGGUUCGGCUGGAGCCGGAGACGUGGGUGCUGGAGUACCAGAGGAGCGCGCUGUUCGAGGGCACACGGCUGAUACCGGCUGCCGCGGAGCUGCUCGUGUCCAGGUGCUCGACGAUGGCACGGCGGGCGCGGCGGUGGCUGGCAAGCCGGCGGUUUGGUUGUGGCGCACAGGCGAACCCAACCUGACUUGGGCUGGCAAUUUGCCGUCUAGGAUUAGCUCUAGUAGGUUAAUCUCAUCUCCUGCGAGGAGAUUUGAUCAGAAUGUUUGUGUUCUUUUGGUUGGUUGCAGUGAUGUGUAGGCAGACAGCCGGAUCAGAAAGCCGCUAAUCUUUUUUCUAAUUAUUCUUCGGAUCAUAAACCAUGAUUAAUUAGUACCUGU
This is a messenger RNA of Phragmites australis (common reed), 1497 nucleotides long. RefSeq lists its product as uncharacterized. Lineage: Eukaryota; Viridiplantae; Streptophyta; Magnoliopsida; Poales; Poaceae. Bases 135 to 1304 code for a protein of 389 amino acids. The transcript has 3 exons. Gene Ontology annotation, cellular component: endoplasmic reticulum. The record is from RefSeq and is a predicted model, not a curated record.